Molecule: messenger RNA, 1410 nt
Organism: Eucalyptus grandis
Lineage: Eukaryota; Viridiplantae; Streptophyta; Magnoliopsida; Myrtales; Myrtaceae
Product: transcription factor MYB8
Exons: 3
Coding region: 301-1206 (301 amino acids)
Source: RefSeq, a predicted model, not a curated record
CCUCUCUCUCUCCUUCCCUCCUUCCUCAAAAGGGCAACCGGGAUCGAGUCUAUUGGCGCUCUCCCUCUCUCCUACCCACCCACCACUUAUUUUUCAACUCCCCCAACCCCGAAUCAAAUCCCAUUCCCUCUCUCCCUCCCUCCCUUUUUUUUCCCCCAUCUUUUGUUGCGUUUUCAAGCACCCACGCCCCCCAAUCUCCAACGCCAUCAAUCAAGCUCAAGCACCAUCACCUCAAGAAGAAAGAAGGAAAGAAAGAGAGAAGGACCGGAGACCCGACAGAGGGUCGCGCGCGCACGAGACAUGGGACGAUCCCCUUGCUGCGAGAAGGCGCACACCAACAAGGGCGCGUGGACCAAGGAAGAGGACCAGCGCCUCAUCGACUACAUCCGCCUCCACGGCGAAGGUUGCUGGCGCUCCCUCCCCAAAUCUGCCGGGCUUCUCAGGUGCGGCAAGAGCUGCAGGCUCAGGUGGAUAAACUACCUCCGCCCCGACCUCAAGCGCGGCAACUUCACCGAGGAAGAAGACGAGCUCAUCAUCAAGCUCCACAGCUUGCUCGGCAACAAGUGGUCUCUGAUCGCGGGGAGAUUGCCCGGAAGAACCGACAACGAGAUCAAGAACUACUGGAACACCCACAUCAAGCGCAAGCUCGUCAGCCGCGGAAUCGACCCCCAGACCCACCGGCCCCUCAACUCCGCCGCCCCCGGCGUUCCUCCGGCGGCCACCUCCCCUCCCUCCUUGCCCGUCACGGAAAUCAGCCUCAUUAGCUCCAGCCUGCACCGCAGGCCCCACAGCAACGACUACUACGGCCGCGAGAAGCUCGAGCCCAAGGCAGAGCCUCUCCGGGAAGACAACCACUGCACGACGAGCAGCGGCACUACCACCGACGAGGAGCUGAAGGCGCCGCGAAACCGACAGCAAGCCCAGGGCGGAAGCGAACUCAACUUGGAGCUCUCGAUCGGCUUGGCCCCGUCCUGUCGUGAGCUCAAUCGCAACGCCUCGUCGGUGACUGCGAAUACGGCAGAGUCUAAGCUUCAGGAGGUCCCCUACCCGCUCCUCACCGUGCCAACGCCCGCGGCGGCGGCGGCGGCGGCUGCGGCAGCAGCGGUGUGCUUAUGUUGCCAGUUGGGGUCUCGGAGCGGCGGGAUGUGUGGGAAUUGCCAGAGCAACGGCGGCUCCUUUGGAUACUACGCACAGUUAGGUUCAUAGUCUUUCGGGAAAGGAGAAAAGAACAAGGGAAGAUAAAAAAAAAAAAAAACUCUAGUUUGUAAUGUUUCUGAUUAAAAGUAUAGAUGCUCACUCGCUUCUGUCACCUGCCCGAACUGAAUCAAGCACACCCAUUUUGGUUCAUUUUGUCAUCAUGACAUUGUUGAAGUAAUAGCAACAGAUAUGGCGCACCUGCUACUGAUUCAA